Molecule: messenger RNA, 987 nt
Organism: Metopolophium dirhodum (rose-grain aphid)
Lineage: Eukaryota; Metazoa; Arthropoda; Insecta; Hemiptera; Aphididae
Exons: 2
Coding region: 1-987 (328 amino acids)
Source: RefSeq, a predicted model, not a curated record
AUGGUUUUAGACGAGAGCGCUCAAAAGGUCUUAACUGACCUAAAGAGAAAAAGAGGUGUUAUAAAGGCUUCGUUAACACGAGCUCGAAACUUUAUAAAUACAUUUAAUCCGAGAGAACAAGCUAUUACGUUAGUGGAGUUCAGGCAGGAAGAACUGCCGCAGAUCAGCAGGAAAUUCGAUGAGAUACAAUGUCAAAUCGAACUUAUUGAUGUUGACAAUUAUGAGGAGAAUGAGCAGGCUAGAGAAGCCUUUGAAAAUGAUUAUUAUGCUGUUCGCUCGGAGAUGCAAGAGUUGAUUAACCAGGAGAAGUCGCAUAACUCGUCGAUGAGUAAUAAUUCAUUAAAUGCUAGUGCUUCGCAUCCUCAACAAGCGCGGCUUCCUCCUAUUGAAAUACCGAAAUUUGAUGGUAAUAUACAAGAGUGGAAUUCCUUCUUUGACCUUUAUAAGGCAAUGGUUCAUAAUAAUGAGCAUUAUUCGUUAGCUCAGAAAUUCUCUUACCUUCGAUUGGCACUAGGUGGUCCAGCAUCGGACAUUAUCAAAGGGAUACCGAUCACAGAACUCAACUAUGAAGUAGCUAUUAGGAAGCUUCAACAGAGAUACGACAAUAAAAGCUUGGUUAUUCAGUCGCAUAUUCGUGCCAUGCUCGACGCACCUCGAGUAGAGGUCGCUUCGGCGAACGAAUUGCAGAAGUUGCAUUCAUGUGUUUUAACUCAUAUCGCCGCACUUGAUUCGUUGUGCCAACCGGUUGAACACUGGGACGCAUGGCUCGUAACAAUUAUUCUGAGGAAAUUAGACCAGACCACAAGUCAUGAAUGGCAGUUGCGUCGAACUAUCACCAAUUUACCAACAUAUAUCGAGCUGGAAGAAUUCAUUUCAAGUCGUUGUAUUGCAUUUGAGAGCUCCGAAACACUAGAUGCUAAUGAAAAGGAUCAAAUGAUAAGACAAGGUUUCAUGGUAAAAAAAUCUCCUGGCAAGUAUUUGAUUUAG